Molecule: messenger RNA, 1239 nt
Organism: Acanthamoeba castellanii str. Neff
Lineage: Eukaryota; Discosea; Longamoebia; Acanthamoebidae
Exons: 5
Coding region: 1-1239 (412 amino acids)
Source: RefSeq, a predicted model, not a curated record
AUGGGCGGACCUGCAUUCGGUCUGCUGUGCGUGCUCCUGCUUGUGGCCGUCGUCGUCGUGCCCCUCUUCACUGCCGACUUGGCCAAGGCUGCGCUCGCUGCGUACCGCCAGCAGCAGCAUCAACAACACCGUGGCUACGGGACACCCGGUGCGUUUGAAGCGCGUCGGGUGACGAUCAAGGAACUCUCGCUACGCUCAAACACGCCCGGAUUCGACGACCCUGGCAAUGGCGAUGGUGACAACAUGGCCGCUGGCGGAUGCGUGUUCGUGGUCGACCUCCUCCAGAGCUCCGGGAUCGGGUGGGCUAUCGCCCUCCACUCGGCCGACGCCGCAGCACCACCACAAGAGGGCCACCACCACUCCAACUCCUGCUACUACUACACGAGUCAGCGCGACACGGGAACCACGAUGGGCGCGCUCAUGGACGCGGCGAUGCAGGCGCUCUCGAUGGGCACGCGAGGAGGGGACCAACGCUGGGCGGCGCCUCCUCCUCCCGGCUGGCGCACCGAGACCUCGGCCGCGCACGGCUGGACCCGCCUGAGCAGCGGCGGCGGCACGGAGCUGGCAGGAGGUCACGUGGAGCUGCUGCUGACCGACCACGCCCCGCAUCGGCCCAUUCGGGUGAGGCUGCAGGACGGGACUCACGUGCGGGAGCUCUUCUUCAUCCCCGACCUGGUGGGAGAGCUCUCCGCCCGCCACCAAGAACUGCUGGCGGCGGCCAUGGCGGGUGCCGGCCGGCGGGCCGAUGCUGACGAGACGUUCCAAGGAUCCACAGACCUCUGCGAAUGGGCGCAUCGUAUGGUGCACCUGGACGACGACAACGACGCCAACGACGGCAACGAGGAAGAGGAGGAGGGGCCGACGAUCGAUCCGGACGCUUGCGAGCAGAGGGCGGUACCGCGGAGCAAGCGGCAGACGGAGGUGAUCGUGAUCAACCGGCGCAAGAAGCACCACGGCGGGCACGGGGCCGCCGUGGCCAUCGGUCUGGGCGUGGGCCUGGGCGUCGGCAUCCCCGUGGUGGUGCUCCUGGCGCUCAUCCCGUGCGUCAUAGCCCUCUGGCUCAUCCGCAAGCGGCGCAGGGGCAGCAGGACCAUCCGGGUGGCGGACGUGCCGACGGGCGUGUUCGCGGCGGGCGGCCAGCCCACAGAGAACCCCGCCUACCAGGAGGAGCCCGAAUACCAGGGAUCUGUAUCCCCAAUCGGAUCCGACCUCCAAUCGGCGCUGGGCGAGAACUACUAG